AUGUCGAGGUGGGAAAACACACUGAGAGACGAUAGAUACAGGCGUGAAAAGAAUAACCCAUCUUUCUCUUCCAGUCUUCUGGACAAAAUUUACAGCUCAAUUGACGAGGGUGACCCCAGAAACCGCGGGGACUCAAAGUUUUAUAAAGACACAAUGCAGCCAAAGAAACAGAGCAAAAGUGGGGUGAAAACCGGCAGAGCUGUUGAAGAAGACGAGAUGGCCAGCCUUCGCAGAGCUUGUUUGAUAGAAAAAUGGAUGGAGAAGAAGGUUAGCGAGAAGGUUGGAACACAGAGAAGGCAGUAUCUCACCGAAUUGGAUAGAAAACCAGACCAUGACCAUGAUCGUGAUCUUGAUGGUCUGUUUUUCAGCUCCACUUCCAGCUCUUCUGAUUCAAGCUCUGGUGGGUUCUCAUCCUCGGAUGCUGAAUCCAUGUACGGCUCUAAACCAAGAUCCUCAUGUUUCGCUCCGCCGAGGCCCAAGCCGGUUCGCACCAGCGUCUCUGCUCGAUCGGCAAAAACAGAAGAGAAAAUAGAGAUAAAAACAGAGAGGAAACAGAGGACUCUGUUUUAUGAACAGAGGGAAGUGCAUAUGUUUGACGAUUAUCAUUACAGUUGUGCCUCAGAGCCGACUCCAAAGCUUGAGGAAGGCAUAAUCAAGUCCAAAUCAAGGGCCUCGAAGAUUUAUAACAAUCUCAAAAAGGUGAAACAACCGAUUUCACCGGGCGGUAAGGUUGCGAAUUUCCUCAAUUCAAUCUUCACCACAGGGCAAUCCAAGAAAACAAAGAGCACGUCAUCAAUUGGAGGGUACGAGGAUGCUAGUGCAGAGAAAAAAUUGAAGUCGGGGCAAGCCUCAACUUGUUCAUCAGCCUCUUCAUUUUCCAGAUCAUGUUUAAGUAAGAACUCGCCUUCUACGAGAGAAAAACUGCGAAAUGGGGUUAAGAGAUCGGUUCAUUUUUAUCCAGUGAGUGUGAUUGUUGACGAAGAUUGUAGGCCGUGUGGGCACAAAUGUUUGUACGAAAGAGAAGAUCAAAGCCUAAUGCCUGUCACAGUCCCAACUGCAUGGAAAAUUGGCAGGUCACCGUCGAGAAAAGCAGAGGAAGAGCUUAAGCUCAAAGUGUUGGAGAAAAACAGGAAAGUAGAAGAAGCAGCCAGAGAGGUUUUAAGAGAUUGCCAUCGCAACCAAGUUAGGAAGGAUUCAGUGAGCAGAGAUUAUAAUUAUGUUGAUGAUGAAGAUGAUGCGGCUAGUUGUUCAAGUUCGGAUCUUUUCGAGCUCGAUCACCUUAAGGUGAUUGGGAAAGAAAGGUAUCUUGAAGAACUUCCUGUGUAUGAAACCACCCAUGUUCGUACAAAUCGUGCCAUUGCUAAUGGCUUAAUAAUGUAG
Prunus armeniaca (apricot) is the source of this 1380-nucleotide messenger RNA. The record is from the annotation of a GenBank genome assembly. NCBI's taxonomy places the organism in Eukaryota, Viridiplantae, Streptophyta, Magnoliopsida, Rosales, Rosaceae.